AUGCCAGGAACAGCAACUCGAGCGAAGUACAACGUCUUAUCAGUAGGUCACGAGAAGAGUGUCCAUUUGAAGGAAUUCCUCAGUCUGUCUGUACCCGGGUUGCUCGCCAGGACUUCUACUUUGGGAAGCUAUGAAGCUCCGACAACGGCGAGAGCGGAGAGAGAAAACAAAGUGAAAGUCCUGACGACGAGAGAUGUAGACGACAAACGCAGUAAACAUGGCGAGCGGCCGACAAUGUCAGAUAGAAUCCGGCAUGCUCGUGCCGGUGAUUCCUUUGGUCGUAGAAUGAUGCUGUGGAUACGCAUGUCGCGUUGGGCGCGUGAUGAAUGGCGACAUGAUGAGACGAUCAAUGUCCAACGUCGUUUUCGUCCGUCAGAUCCAUAA
Sporothrix schenckii 1099-18 is the source of this 384-nucleotide messenger RNA. RefSeq lists its product as uncharacterized. The record is from RefSeq and is a predicted model, not a curated record. The coding region runs from base 1 to 384 and encodes 127 amino acids. The transcript has a single exon. Lineage: Eukaryota; Fungi; Ascomycota; Sordariomycetes; Ophiostomatales; Ophiostomataceae.